Messenger RNA from Macadamia integrifolia, 3739 nucleotides. RefSeq lists its product as uncharacterized. The transcript has 9 exons. Lineage: Eukaryota; Viridiplantae; Streptophyta; Magnoliopsida; Proteales; Proteaceae. Bases 1940 to 3457 code for a protein of 505 amino acids. The record is from RefSeq and is a predicted model, not a curated record.
GAGAAAAAAUGAGAUUAGGCAUAUGUUUUCCCCGCAAAUGUCUCCUGGGUUGAGUGACUGCUCUGAGAGGGUUCCAUGGGAUUUGAGGAGAGAAUCGAGUGCACCGCUGUCCAUGUACUCCAUCGGGAUCGAGAUGUCGCCGGUGGGUUUCUCGAAAAUCCCGUGGCACCGGAUGGUGUAGGGAGAGUCUGUACGGCAGAGGAUCUCCAUCUCGCGGAAGAUGUGACGGCGGACGCUGGUGUCGCAGUCUCCAUGACGAAGCAGGAUUUGCUUGAAUUCAUACAGCAAUCGACACAAAAUAUAAGAACACUGAAACAGGAUACACCAAAGACGACGAAUCGCUAUGAAAUAUUGAAACAUACAAAUCGGAUGCUAAAUCAAAAUUUAAAUAGAGGCUUUGAAUUCCAUUCGAAAACCAAUCACGGGUUCUGCAUUGGAAGAAUUACCCUCUCAAGCACCACCUAAAGGAGAAAAAGAAGAAGAAGUCUCCGUCGUCGGCGUCGGCGUCGGGUUGUUGAGCAGUCCAGGGUGGAAGUGGGGCGUUUAACAUCUGGGUCUGAAGCCUUGGUGAGUUGCGGUACUUCUAAAGAAACAAACGAGCUGAAGCAGAGACGAGGUGCUCUUCCCUCUUGCGUUCGUAGCGUUUAAGACAUUUUCAAAUUAUGAAAGCUGGAUUUGGUUUUCCAUGACCCAUCCUAUUAAAUUGCCUUUGCCAUCUACGAUUGUACAGGAAGAUGUGAGAUAAAAUCAAAAUCAAUUUGAUCUAGAAAUGCUUUGAGGUAUUCAAAGAUGCACACUGGUUGUUUGAUAGCUGAACCAACAGUUACAGCUUGUACAAAAGGUUAUAAUCUGAGGGAUCAUAUUGAAAAUUUGUAUUUCAUAUUUUACCACUUUCACAAACAAACAUGGGAAAUUUUUUCAAAAUGUAAAAUUUUAUAUGUGUAAUAUUUUACUAGGCAAAAUUUUACACCGAAACAAACGGAUAUAUAAAAAGAAAAAAAAAAAGAUUUAUAAAAUAUCAGUGUCAAUGGUUUAUCAAGUUUUUUUUUGGCUUCGAUAAUUCGGUUGGACUGAUUGGUUUCAGCUUACAAUAGUUCUAAAAAACUCAAAAUUGAAGCCGACCGAUAAAAAACUCAUCUUGUUUGAUAUAAGUGGUCCAACCCAAACAGUUUUUCCAAUUUUAUCCAGUCAAUUUCAAUUCGGACUUCUUUUUGAGACCUCUAUCCCCAACCCUAAAAAACAGAACACAGACACAAAAGAGUGUCAAAGUUUAGUUUUUUUUUUUGGUAGGGUGUCAAAGUUUAGUUAAGUAUAGCCUUUCAUCCGAGGUUAGAAUCCUGGAAAUGAGAUGAUCGGCCGGAUCGAAUCGAUCAAUCCGAUCCAUUUUUUUUAAUCCCUAUUUAAAAUAAGGGAGAGGGAUAGAUAUGCCGUCGAUAUCAAGUAUGCUAGCAGAUAGCACCAAUAGGAACACAUGAUGGAGUAUUAUUCAGGAAAGAUAUGGGAUCAUUUCAGAAAAAAAGGGAAGAAAGAGAUAGACACAAUGAGUGCUAGCAUACUUGAUAUCGGCAAUGUACCCAACUUUUUUUCUUAAAAUAAAUUAAAAAAAAACGCCAAAUAGGAACCGCCACUGCGAAAGUGAACUUCUACCGUUUUCACUCUGAUUUUUGUCUUUGAGACACGUCAACAAUGUAAACCGCGCCCCAACAUUUUUUUCGUCUAAAUUUUCAAAAUCGCCCGCUCCCGCGUUCCUCAUGUCCAUGACGACAGCACUGGUACACUAUUAGUUCCCUCUCUUCUCUCCUCCUUCCUUGUCUCUGUUUCUCUCUCUCUCUCUGUCUCUCUCUCUCUCUCUGUCUCUCUCUUUCUCCUCUUCUAACUUCCCUCUAUCGCCUAAUCUCCGUUUCCUCCUUCCUUUCCCAUUCCCCUCCACCCCUGAGAGAUGGGGAGGCCAACGAAGACCAAAAAACCAGAGAUCUUGGGGAAGGGAAAGGUCACUCCAGUCCAGAUCGCGUUCAUUGUUGAUCGUUAUCUCUCCGACAACAACUACGGUCAAACUCGUUCAAUCUUCAGAACCGAAGCUUCAACUCUCAUUUCGAAAACAAAUGUCCAAGAGGCGCCAAAGAGUUUGUUGAGUCUCGCAUCGAUCUUGGAUGACUACAUUUGCUUGAAGGAGCAAAAGGUGAUGUUCGAGCAGGAGAAGCGAUUGGUUGAGCAGGAAAAAUGUCGCGUUGAGACGCUAUUGAAGGGCAUGCAAGGUGUGAUGCAAGCUUACAACUCUGCCGGAAACUCUUCCCAAUCUUUGACUUCGGCUACGGCACCUAAGUCAAUGUCUCUGAUUCUGCCAUCAGAUCGCAAUACUGAAUCCCCUGCAGCUGGUUUUGCCAUGUCCAGGACUCCCAACACGCAUUCGGUUCCCAGGAGCUCAAACCCUGUUAGGGAUGCCUUAAAUUUCUCAACACCCACCAAUGACCUUGAAGCUACAAACAAGAGAAAGGAUUUGAGGACCAUCACUGAUGCUCCACCAACAGCAAAGAGGCCUUGCAGUCAAAUGCAUGGAAAGUUUCCACCAACUGGAAUUAGCAGUGUGCCAUUGCAAUCUAAUAACACAACCAGUACCAAAGAGACAGUGAAGCAGUUUCUUGGGAUUCAGUCAUCACCAAGUAACCGGGUCCCAAAUGGCUCAACAACUCAGGGAUCCUCUGUUGUGAAGAGCUUGUUCAAGCAACCUUCUCAGUCCCCCCUGAUUCUAACCAUUCCACCUGAUCCUAAGACCCCUCCCCAAGCAUUACCCUCUUCUAGUGAGAAAACUCUCUCUCCAUUGGACAGUUCUUCCCGCGUUUAUUCUACUGACAAUACACAGGAAACCACUCCCAUAAGUUGCUCUAUGGUCUCAUGUGACACAGUUAAUAAUAGUCCUUUCAAGAACAUUACUUGUUAUUCCAAGGAAACCAACCAUUAUGUCUUUUCCUCACCCAUUAAAACAAAUUUAAAGAAGCUAAGUAAGAGAGAUCAUGUGAAAGGAAGGCUAGAUUUUGAUGGCUCUGAUAUUCCCUCGGCAAAAUCCACUACUGCUGAGGUUUACAAACCUGGAUCCAAUGGGGAAGUGGAUAUCUUUGACAUGGAUAUCCCUAAUUUUGAUGUUUUCGGUGUAGAUUUCUCCCUCUCGGAAUUGUUAAUUGAUAUUGACUGUGAAGGGGAUGGAUUUUCUUCUCUGCCAACUUCAAUUCCUUUUUCAGGGUCACCAAAUGGAUCGACGGCAGGAGGUUUGGAGGCUAAUGAAGUAUUAUCAGAAGUUUCAAAAACUGUAACAGAGGUUCUUUCUGAAAAGGAUAUGAAUAUACAGGGUCCAGAUUCUCAGAGGUCGGUGAAAUCUAUAACAAAAUGUAUAAGAAUUCUAAGUCCUGCUAAAAGUCGAAGUUCGUUGCUGGAUCAAGAGAAUCUGUUGGUUCAAGAUUGAUUGAUUUAAUAAUUGAGAUAACUCUUCGGGCUGACGAAGAAAUGUUCACUGUUUAAUGUUCUAACCAAAUCAUUACACCAUCCUGUUUUGUUGUCCGGCAGAACUUUGUUUUCAUUCUUUCUUCAUCUCUUCCCCCUUCAUUUCACCUUUAUAAAUCUAAUUCCUAUCAUUUGUAAUGUCAACUGACCUUGGUAGGCCUGUGGCCUGUGCAUAUACGAAGUAUUGUAAAAGUUACAGUACCAUGAACCUUAUCUGAUGAAAUUUGACUUGUUAAUUUGUCAA